GCCAACCCCCUGCCCGGGGCCACCUGGGACCUGCUGCCCCACUUCCUGCUGGAGCCGGCGGACGUCUACAUCGUCAAGAACAAGCCCGUGAGCCUGGCCUGCCGGGCCACCCCCGCCACCCAGAUCUACUUCAAGUGCAAUGGGGAGUGGGUGCACCAGGGCGACCACAUCACCCAGCACAGCACUGACCGCAGCUCCGGGCUGCCCGUGAUGGAGGUCCGCAUCGACAUCUCCCGGCAGCAGGUGGAGAAGAUCUUUGGGCUGGAGGAGUACUGGUGCCAGUGCGUCGCCUGGAGCUCCUCGGGCACCACCAAGAGCCAGAAGGCCUAUGUGCGCAUUGCCUACUUGCGGAAGAACUUUGAGCAGGAGCCGGCAGCCAAGGAGGUGCCGAUCGACCAGGGCAUUGUGCUGCCCUGCCGCCCCCCCGAGGGCAUCCCACCAGCUGAGGUGGAGUGGCUGCGCAACGAGGAGCUGGUGGACCCGGCGCUGGACGCCAACGUGGACGUGACGCCCGAGCCCUCCGCCGCCAUCACCGUCUAUGUGAACGGUGGCUGGUCGACGUGGACAGAGUGGUCGGCCUGCAGCGCCUCCUGCGGCCGCGGCUGGCAGAAGCGGAGCCGGAGCUGCACCAACCCGACGCCCCUCAACGGCGGGGCCACCUGCGAAGGCCAGAGCCUGCAGAAAAGUGCCUGCACCACCCUGUGCCCAGUGGACGGCGGCUGGUCGGAGUGGAGCAAGUGGUCGGUGUGUGGCCUGGACUGCACGCACUGGCGCAGCCGCGAGUGCUCGGAGCCAGCGCCUCGAAACGGUGGGCAGGAGUGCCAGGGCCCCGAGCUGGAGACCCGCAACUGCACCAGCGAGCUCUGCACCCACACCGCCUCGGGCCCCGAGGACGUGGCGCUGUACGUGGGGCUGAUUGCCGUGGCAGUGUGCCUGGUGCUGCUGCUGCUGGUGGGCGUCCUGGUGUACUGCCGCAAGAAGGAGGGGCUGGACGCCGACGUGGCCGACUCCUCCAUCCUCACUGCUGGCUUCCAGCCCGUCAGCAUCAAGCCCAGCAAGGCAGACAACUCCAACCUGCUCACCAUCCAGCCCGACCUCAGCACCACCACCAUGACCUACCAGGGCUCACUGUGCCCGCGCCAGGAUGGGCCUGGCAAGUUCCAGCUGAGCAACGGGCACCUACUGAGCGCGCUGGGCGCCGGGCGCCACACGCUGCACCACAGCUCGCCCAGUGCCGAGGGCGUGGACUUUGUGACGCGGCUCUCCACCCAGAGCUGCUUCCGCUCCCUGCCCCGCGGCACCGCCAACGUGGCCUAUGGCACCUUCAACUUCCUGGGUGGCCGGCUCAUGAUCCCCAACACGGGGAUCAGCCUGCUCAUCCCGCCCGACGCCAUCCCCCGGGGCAAGAUCUACGAGGUUUACCUGACGCUGCACAAGCAGGAGGACGUGAGGCUGCCCUUGGCCGGCUGCCAGACCUUGCUGAGCCCCAUCGUGAGCUGCGGCCCCCCAGGCGUGCUGCUCACGCGCCCCGUCAUCCUGGCCAUGGGCCACUGCGUGGAGGCCAGCGCUGAGAACUGGAGCAUCCGCCUGAAGAAGCAGUCGUGCGAGGGCUCCUGGGAGGACGUGCUGCACCUGGGCGAGGAGCCGGCCUCCGAGCUGUACUACUGCCAGCUGGAGCCGCAGGCCUGCUACGUCUUCACGGAGCAGCUGGGCCGCUUCGCCCUGGUCGGCGAGUCGCUCAGCAUGGCGGCCUCCAAGCGCCUCAAGCUGGUGCUCUUCGCGCCCGCCUCCUGCAGCUCCCUGGAGUACAACAUCCGCGUGUACUGCCUCAGCGACACCCAGGACGUCCUCAAGGAGGUGAUCCAGCUGGAGAAACAGAUGGGGGGGCAGCUGAUUGGGGCCCCCCGUGUCCUGCACUUCAAGGACAGUUACCACAACCUGCGCCUCUCCAUCCACGACAUGCCCAGCUCCCUGUGGAAGAGCAAGCUCCUGGCCAGCUACCAGGAGAUCCCCUUCUACCACAUCUGGAGCGGGCUGCAGCCCUACCUGCACUGCACCUUCACGCUGGAGCGCCUCAGCCCCAGCACCUGCGAGCUGGCCUGCAAGAUCUGGAUCUGGCAGGUGGAAGGCGACGGGCAGAGCUUCACCAUCAACCUCAACAUUGCCAAGGACACAAGGUUCUCAGACUGGCUGGCACCUGACGGCGAGGCCGGCCCCGCAGCCCUGGUGGGUCCCAGUGCCUUCAAGAUCCCCUUCCUCAUCCGCCAGAAGAUCAUCAGCAGCCUGGAUGCACCCUGCGCCCGCGGAGCCGACUGGCGGACCCUGGCCCAGAAACUCAACCUAAACAGCCAUCUCAGCUUCUUCGCCUUGAAGCCCAGCCCCACGGCCAUGAUCCUGAACCUGUGGGAGGCGCGGCACUUCCCCAGCGGCAACCUGGCGCAGCUGGCAGCCGCUGUGGCCGAGGUGGGCAAGCAGGACAGCAGCCUCUUUGCCGUGUCGGAGGCCGAGUGCUGA
Alligator sinensis (Chinese alligator) is the source of this 2514-nucleotide messenger RNA. RefSeq names its product unc-5 netrin receptor A (gene UNC5A). Gene Ontology annotation, cellular component: membrane. NCBI's taxonomy places the organism in Eukaryota, Metazoa, Chordata, Crocodylia, Alligatoridae. The transcript has 15 exons. The record is from RefSeq and is a predicted model, not a curated record. Gene Ontology annotation, biological process: anterior/posterior axon guidance; netrin-activated signaling pathway. The annotation marks the transcript as partial. Gene Ontology annotation, molecular function: protein binding; netrin receptor activity.